AUGCUUUAUUGGAAAUACAAUCGGGAUGUUACUGGUCGUAUAUUCUACCUCCAUUUGAUAUGGUUGUUAUACUUCUUUCAUCAAACUGUUGCACUCGCAGACCCGCCAAGAAUGAUGGAACAUAUUGAUCGAACAAUACAUGUGCCAACGGGACAGUCAGUGUUUCGAUUGUUAUGUCCGGUGCAGCUGAAUGACGAUUUCCAACAAGUCAUUAUCGAUUGGAAAAAAAAUGGAGAGCAAAUUGACUCUGAUAAUCGCAUCAAAAUAGGAAAAGAUAAUCGUGAAUUGAAAUUCAAGAACAUCCGUGCUGAAGACAGCGGACGUUAUACUUGCCAGGCAACGAACGGGUUCGGUCAUGUAUCAAUCAAUUUCACUGUAUUAGUCAAUGAUCACAAGGACAAUAUCGUUAGACAAAACGGCAUGGACUCUUCGAGAACAUUUCCUCUUGAUUUCCGGUCGUACUUGACUGAAGGAGAUUACUUGAUCUUUGCCAAAAACAGCAGUCGCUUGGAGAUGAAAUGCCCUGAUUAUGGAUACCGUAACCAUUUGGUACAAUGGUACAAAAACAAUUUAAUUCUAAAUGUCGGCUCAUUCAAAAGCAAGUACACAAUAGAGUCGGUCACCCCUUUGGAUAGCGCCGUCUAUCGUUGCGUUGUGGAAGAUGAGUUUGACCCCGUGCAGAACCUCUUUCAUGUACAUGUGAGCAAUACCGGAAAAAUAGAUUUGAGCAUGGGAGAAAAUCCAGAAAUUUUCUUCAACCACAAAUCCGAUAUUUCCGUGGACACUGGACAUACUGCCCAAAUUAGUUGCAAAAUCAACGCCAAAAACAUUGCGUCAAUAAAAUGGAUGAAGGAAAGAAAUGUUUUCGAGCAACAGCUAUCGCUUACUGUAAACGAGAGCAGUGAUUCUGCUCAUUUCACUCUAUUGGAAAAGUUGGAUGAUGAUUUGAUUCAAUCCACAUCCUCGGAUCCGUUAGAGAAAACAAUGAGUAACCGGCUCAUUAUUCCCACGGUCUCUAAGGCUCAAGGUGGCCGGUAUUUUUGUGUGGCUACUACUACAAAUGGUAAAAGCUAUUAUCAGGCAUCCUAUUUGACUGUAAUACCAAAGAUGGAUCUCAAGAUGGGGACUUAUGCAGAGACGUUGUUGUUCUGCAUACUGUUUGCGUCAGCAAUAUUUCUGAGCUUGGUUGUGUACGCUAUCGUCUUUCUUAGAAAAGCCGGGAAAGAACAGAACACACACAGCUUGAAACCUCCACCUCCUCCGUGUAUUCCGCCUCCAAAGACACCGACAAACUUUAGCGAGAACGAAUACGAUCUCAAAGAGUUAGACUACCCUAUAGGCAACAAUUCGAUGAAGCUGUAUUCUUCUCUUCAUUAUAUUAUCAACGUCAUAAUUUAA
This is a messenger RNA of Auanema sp. JU1783, 1398 nucleotides long. Lineage: Eukaryota; Metazoa; Nematoda; Chromadorea; Rhabditida; Rhabditidae. The record is from the annotation of a GenBank genome assembly.